Messenger RNA from Malassezia globosa CBS 7966, 471 nucleotides. RefSeq lists its product as uncharacterized. Bases 1 to 471 code for a protein of 156 amino acids. Gene Ontology annotation, biological process: cristae formation. Gene Ontology annotation, cellular component: mitochondrial crista junction; MICOS complex. The record is from RefSeq and is a predicted model, not a curated record. The transcript has a single exon. NCBI's taxonomy places the organism in Eukaryota, Fungi, Basidiomycota, Malasseziomycetes, Malasseziales, Malasseziaceae.
AUGAAUAGCUUGAUUGCCAAGGAUGAGACAGUCACGCCCAACGGACUCUACGUCGGCGUGGUGACUCUAGCAAGCAUUGUAUUCACUCGUCAUGGCUCGUUCCCUAUCCGAUGGGCCGUGCCUCCAGUCGUCCUGCUCGCCUCGAUGAAGUACUUUCUCCCGCACACUACGCAGAACAUUGGCGAGUACUAUGAGACGAAGGAGCAGUCGUAUGCUCCGUCUUUCAGCAAGGCCCGCCGUGAGCAAUGGGACCGCGCUCGUCAGUUCUGGUUCACCGGUAUGGAUCACAUGCAGAUGACGCGCGAACGUGUGUCCGACACGUUCGCAUCGGGUCUUCAUGAUAUUGAACAGUCGACUGGGCUCAAGCUCAGUUCGCUCUGGCACAACCGCUUCGCUUCGUCGCCAUCUUCAGCGAGCAGCAAUGAGCUGCCGGCAACGCACGAGCACACAUCGUCGAAGAAACUUGUUUAG